Messenger RNA from Heteronotia binoei (common prickly gecko), 2062 nucleotides. It is a transcript of the gene SPAG16, whose product is annotated as sperm associated antigen 16. NCBI's taxonomy places the organism in Eukaryota, Metazoa, Chordata, Lepidosauria, Squamata, Gekkonidae. The coding region runs from base 61 to 1659 and encodes 532 amino acids. The record is from RefSeq and is a predicted model, not a curated record. The transcript is spliced from 15 exons. Gene Ontology annotation, molecular function: protein binding. Gene Ontology annotation, cellular component: axonemal central apparatus. Gene Ontology annotation, biological process: axoneme assembly.
GGGCGUUGCCGUGGCAACCGGCGGUAGCGUCGUCUGGGCCGGCCGGGAGACUGAGGAGCCAUGGAGGAGGCGGCCCCGGUCUCCGCCUCGGAGGGCACCUUCUGCCUCCAGCAGAUGACACUAACAGAAUGCUCCGAAGAUGACUACCAGUAUGAAGAGGUACCAGCAGAUGAUGAGUUUAGCCUACAAGAAGGUGACGAAGACCUGACAAAAGCUUUACAGACGAUGGAAGAGCAGGCGAUCGAUGCCCAGAUUUUGGCUCAGCGGCCAGGCCAGAUAAUGAAGCAUCCUCUGUCUGACAUCCCUGAAGCGGUGGAUGACUUCCUCUGCAACUUUCUAGUCAGAAUGGGCAUGAACAGGACUCUCGACUGCUUUCAGACUGAAUGGUAUGAGAUGAUGCAGAGAGGUAUGCUUGAACAUAAAGACAUUGGAUUUGUUCCAGACGCAUACACCUGCAAUCAACAUUUGGAAAGGGAAAACAAAUGUUUACAGAAGGAACUGGAGAACUACCAGCUUGUGGCCAGCAAAGCUAAGGAGGCCUUGCUGAAGAUGCAGAGAGAGCGUGACUUCCAUCGGAUGCACCACAAGCGAGUGGUCCAAGAAAAGAACAGGCUGAUUAAUGAUAUUAAGCGGCUGAAAACACAUUAUGCAUCAUAUGAGCCAAUGUUACGGCAGAUGAAUGAAAAAUACGAGACUCUGUUGAGACAGAAAAUGCUAACCAGCUUGGAAAGGGACAGAGCCAUUGGGCAGGUUACUGGCUUGCAAGCCACCUUGCAGAGUUUAGAACCCGGAAGCAAUAUAAAUAUAUCGACGUCUAGAGUAGGCAACAGAUGCGAAAGAGAGGAUGGAUUAGAAGGACCUACCCAGAGAGGCCUCAGAGAAGCCAAGGAACUAAACGCUUCUUCCGGGACUAAUCUGCAAAACCCAGACAAAGAUCCAGGGAGGCCAAUGGGGAAGAGGUAUCCAAAGGAUUCUGAGUUUCCUGAAGACAUCCAGGUGAACCCUUACCUUGCUCGUGCAAAGGAGUGUGUGCGGCCCCUGAAGUCUGGCAUGUACAGGCUGAGCAACACCCUGAAAGUGCAUGACCUGGCUGUGAGCUGCUUGGCUUUGCACCCAAGGAAAGACAUUGUUGUCACGGGCAGCGAUGACCGUCUGUGGAAAAUGUGGGCCUUUCCUAAUGGCAACAUCAUCAUGAAAGGUGAAGGCCACACCGACUGGCUCUCGGGCUGCUGCUUCCACCCGAGUGGGACAAAGCUGGUCACUUCGAGUGGAGACACGACCCUCCGGAUCUGGGACUUCUCGAAGGGGGGCUGCAUCCUGACCUUUGAAGGCCACAGCUACGCUGCCUGGGACUGCUCCUGGCACACCUGCGGAGAUUUCGUGGCUUCUGCUUCCAUGGAUAAAACCAGCAAAGUCUGGGACCUGAACAGUGAGAGGUGCAGAUACACCUUGCGUGGCCACAAGGACUCUGUGAACAGCAUCGAGUUUCUUCCUUUCUCCAACAUCAUCCUCACCAGCUCUGCAGACAAGACCUUGUCUCUGUGGGAUGCCAGAACGGGGCUCUGUGCUCAGACCUUCUGCGGUCAUCUGCAUUCCUGCAAUCAUGCGACAUUCAACAUGAAGGUGAGGCAUGUGGUGGCUUGUGGGCUGGAGUGUUGAAAGCCGCUUGGGGCUUUGCAUUCGAGUCCUCCAUCCUCUUUCCUUUCCUUUCCAGGUCACAUUAUAGCUCUUGCCAGCAACGAUGGAACCGUGAAGACUCUCGAACUCAAAUCAGGGCAGCUCUCCAGCUUGGUGGGCCACGAAGAUGAAGUCCAGAGUGUCACAUUUGAUCACAAGGCGGAACAUCUGAUAUCCGGUGGUUCCGAUGGCACAGUUCGAAUCUGGAACUGAGGCGCUGAUCCACUGUGGAGUGAAAUCUCACCAAGAUGGUUCUAGCAGCCUCUUAACAAGGGAUCUGGCUUUAUAAAAAAAUUGAGUUUGCCUUCAGCAUUUGAGACAGAACAAUUAAUUGCAUGGAAUAUAACAUUUCUGUAUCGUACCUCAAUAAAAAAAAAAUUAACUU